AAAAUAAACUGUAAUAUAGUGAGGGAAGAUAGCAUAACGCCACUGAAGGGUAAAUUAUAGUGAGGAAAGAUAGUAUACCGCCACUGAAGGGUAAAGUGUGUGAGCAAGAAGAGAGGCUCAAGAGGAGGAGGAGCCACAGGAGGCGCACACACACCGGCCAAGAGAAGAGGAGGAGGGUGCGGGAAGGAAGGAAGCCGCCGUGUCCCUGGAGGAGAGGUGAGCCUGGCCGCCGCCUGGGAGUGUGUUGGCCCAGAGCCUGGCCGGGGCGGCGCGCUGCACCAAUCAAUACACACACGGGGCUGCAGGCCAUGGCUUCCCCCCUGGGUGAGGAAAACCUGGAGGAUGUGCCCAUCGACGACUUCAAGGGGACGACCCUCCGUCUGGAGCCUGCCUCGGGACAACCCUCGCGAAGUGUCAGCCCCAGCGGGGACGCCGCCCCCAGGUUUAUUGAUGAAAGGAACCGCCCCAUCCUGCGCACUGCCAUCAGUGACCCCACAACAGACAUAGUCACACCUCCAACUCCAGACCAGGCUAACAACUUCUACUGUAGUCAAGGAUUGAGUCGAUCAUUUUAUCAACAACCUCCCAUUGGCCGACCUCGCAGGGCUUCAUGGCACGCAGAUACUGGCACUGAACCUGGCAUUGAUGAGUUUUUCUCUGUGAGGGUUGGUGCUCUGGAGCAGGCUGUGGAGGAAUGCCGACACCUCACUGUUCCAGACAGUGAUGGUGCCAUAAAGGGGGCAUGGCUUUUAACAGAGAUAAAUCACUGGGACAUAGAGAAAGAACGAGUAGUGGUCCUAUGUGACAGGACCCUGUUAGUUGUAAAGUAUGAUUUCAUUGCUCUACGGUCCGUAGAAUUCACCCGUAUUAAUCUCACAUCCUUGGAGAACCUUCAGAUUGGAGAGCUGACCUACCCCAGCCAUUCCCUUGUACCGCGCAUAAGUGGCAUAGCUGGUGGAGUGGUAACUGUCCUUCGCACCUGCUUGUUAAGUAGACUUCAGAACACCAUCGCCACUAUCAGCUCCAAGGCAACAGGGUCUUCUCGCAAUGAGCCAAGGGAACCUACCACAGAAAACCAGUACUCUCUCUCAACAGUUAGUUUUGAACCCAGAUCUCGUAAUAUGCAGGGUUUUCGUGUGACAUGGAACAAUGGUCACCAGAUAUCUUUUGCUCAAAAGUGGAAUCCUUGGAGUAGAGAUAUUCCUUACACCACCUUCACCUCACACCCACUCUACUGGUACACAGGUUGUGAAAAUGUUAUUUAUGAUGCCAAGAACCUUUCUAAGGAGCUGAAGCUUGCAAUAGAGCAGUUGCAAGACCAAGCACAAGAAGAAGUUUCCUGCACCAUCAGCCAAGGCCCCAUCGUCAUUGAAAACUAUUUAGGAAUUGCUUCACUUCUUCAUAAUGCCACAGAACUUGGUUUCUUCAAACUUCGAGGCAAAGUGAGUUUUUAAAA
This is a messenger RNA of Eriocheir sinensis (Chinese mitten crab), 1456 nucleotides long. Its product is annotated as tumor protein p63-regulated gene 1-like protein. The coding region runs from base 309 to 1454 and encodes 381 amino acids. The transcript is spliced from 7 exons. Lineage: Eukaryota; Metazoa; Arthropoda; Malacostraca; Decapoda; Varunidae. Gene Ontology annotation, cellular component: cytoplasm. The record is from RefSeq and is a predicted model, not a curated record.